CCCUUCCGCCCUCUCGCGCUUGGCUUUUCCGUUCCAGGGCAGCCACCAGCAAGCCAAGCGCCGGCAGCCCCCUCCCCUCCACCCUCCCACCGGAUCAGCAGCAGCGGCGGCGGCGGCAGCGGCAGGAGCAUCUCCCUCCGGGCGCUGCUUUCCCCCUCCCUCCCCUCCCUCCCUUCUGUUUUCCUCCCUCGUUCUCUUUACGUGCCAGAGGGGAGCAGCUGCCGCUGUUGCCGCUGCUGAGCUGCAAUGAAUGAGCAUCCAGCGCUGCGACUCGCAAGCCCUUCGGAUCGCCUGGAGCUGCCGAGGGAGCCGCUGCGAAGCUGUUGAAGAUUAGGAAGAAAGCGAGCCUAAGGCAGAGUGGGGGGCUCACGCCGGCCCCCGCCUGCGGGGAAGGCUGCAACCGCACCGUUCCCCCCCCCUACCUCUCUUCUUCCUCCCACCCCCCCACCCCCCCAUCCUUCACGGGGCGAUGAGCCGUCAUGGGUGGUCCGCGGUCCGAGGCGGGAUGCCGUGAACGGAGCAUGCCUUGACUCUACCUAUUGUGCGAAGGGAAGACGGUGCCGAUAACCGCAGCCGCGCCAGCCUGUCAAGUCCGCUGCCGCAGCGGAGCAACCACCCAGCAGCAACCUCGGAGCGGAGAGGAGGACGAGGACCUCAUGCCUAGGAACGGUGCGGCCGCUGCCCAGCCCUGACAGCCGAAGGGCAAGGAAAGCACCCCCCCCUUCCACCGCCGGGAGCAAGGACCCCCGUCUCGGUUUCGCCAUGGCUAAUAGGCCGAGGGUCAGCGAGACUCUAAAAGUGGUGGUCCGCUGCCGCCCCAUGAACAGGAAAGAGGAAGCCACGGGCUACGAGAGGAUCAUGGACAUGGAUGUGAAGCUGGGCCAGGUGACGAUCCGGAACCCCAAGGCCUCCCCAGGGGAACUGGCCAAAACCUUCACCUUUGACGCCGUGUAUGAUGCCACCUCCAAGCAGGCAGACCUGUACGAUGAAACGGUCCGGCCCUUGAUCGAUUCGGUCCUGCAAGGGUUCAACGGCACCAUCUUUGCCUACGGUCAGACCGGUACCGGGAAGACCUACACUAUGCAAGGGAUCUGGGCUGACCCUGAGAAGAGAGGGGUCAUCCCCAUCUCCUUUGAGCACAUCUUCACCCACAUCUCCCGUUCUCAGAACCAGCAAUAUUUGGUCAGGGCUUCCUAUUUGGAGAUCUAUCAAGAAGAGAUCCGAGAUCUCCUGGCGAAAGACCAGAGUAAGAAAAUGGAUCUGAAAGAGAACCCGGAAACGGGGGUUUACAUCAAGGACCUUUCGUCCUUUGUGACCAAAAACGUCAAAGAAAUUGAACAUGUCAUGAAUUUGGGGAACCAAACCCGAUCGGUGGGCAGCACGAACAUGAACGAGUACAGCUCCCGCUCGCACGCCAUCUUUGUCAUCACGGUGGAGUGCAGUGAGACUGGCCCAGAUGGAGAGGAUCACAUCCGGGUAGGGAAGCUCAACUUGGUGGACUUGGCUGGGAGUGAAAGGCAGAGCAAGAUGGGUGCCCAGGGGGAACGGCCCAAAGAGGCCUCCAAGAUCAACCUCUCCCUCUCCGCUCUGGGGAAUGUGAUUUCAGCCCUGGUGGAUGGCAAAAGCACCCAUAUCCCCUAUCGGGAUUCCAAGCUCACCCGCCUUCUGCAGGACUCUUUGGGUGGCAAUGCCAAGACCAUCAUGGUAGCCACGCUGGGCCCAGCUUCCCACAGUUACGAUGAGAGCUUGUCAACCCUCCGUUUCGCUAACAGGGCCAAAAAUAUCAAGAACAAGCCACGAAUCAACGAGGAUCCUAAAGAUACACUAUUGCGGGAGUUCCAGGAGGAGAUCAUCCGCCUGAAGGCCCAGCUGGAGAAACGAGGGAUGCUGAGCAAGAAAAGGCGGAGGAGUAGCCGGAGAAAGAAAACCAUAGAUGGGGAGGGAACCCCCGAAGGUGAAGAGCCAGAGGACAAUGAGGAUGGAGGGCUGGAAAAAAACAUGAAAAAUUACUUGAAGGAGCAAAAGGAAAGGUUGGAGGAGGAAAAAGCAGCAAUCCAAGAUGACCACAGCCUGGUGAAUGAGGAGAAGCAAAAGCUACUGGAGGAGAAAGAAAAGAUGAUUGAGGAACUCAGGAAGGAGCAAGAGGCCACUGAACUUCUAGCAACCAAAUACAAGGCAAUGGAAAGCAAAUUGCUGAUUGGUGGAAGGAACAUCAUGGACCAUACAAAUGAGCAGCAAAAGAUGCUUGAGCUGAAAAGACAGGAAAUUGCAGAGCAGAAGCGGCAUGAGCGGGAAAUGCAACAGGAAGUGCUUUUGCGAGAUGAGGAAACCAUGGAGCUCCGGGAGACAUUCACUUCUUUGCAGCAGGAAGUAGAAAUCAAAACCAAGAAGCUCAAAAAGCUUUAUGCCAAGCUUCAAGCUGUGAAGGCAGAGAUCCAGGACCAACACGAUGAAUACAUCCGAGUGCGGCAAGACCUGGAGGAGGCACAGAAUGAGCAGACACGAGAACUGAAACUCAAGUACCUAAUCAUUGAAAAUUUCAUCCCCCCUGAAGAGAAAAACAAGAUCAUGAACCGCCUCUACUUUGACUGUGAGGAGGACCAGUGGAAAUUCCAGCCCUUGGUGCUGACUCCAGGGAAUAGCAGCAGCAGCAGCAGCAACAGCAACUCCACCACUGGGACUCAGAUGAAAAAGCGCCCAACUUCUGCAGUGGGAUACAAAAGGCCAAUAAGCCAAUAUGCUCGCCUAGCCAUGUCAAUGGGGUCCCAUCCUCGGUAUCGGGCUGAGAACAUCAUGUUUCUGGAACUAGAUGUCUCUCCACCAGCUGUUUUUGAGUUUGAGAUCACACAAGACCAAAGUGAGCAGGACCCACGAGCAUUGCAUUUGGAGAGGUUGAUGCGGCUAGAUAGCCUCAUGGAGCGACCUGCAGCAUCCCGAGUACGGAAGUCCCGAUCUUGGUGCCAGACUCCUCGCACCUUGCCGUCUUCAGCAACACAAGUCUCCCUGUCCUCCAGCUCACAGAACCCUUCCACACCACUGGCUCACAAAUAAUAUCCCUCGAGCCCUUCUCCUUCCUUCAGAUAUGAGGACUGCGCUCUUUCUGCCACUGAUUGCCUCUGAGAACACAUAGUCCAGGGAGAGGUGUCCCCUGCACUAACUCAUCUUUGUCUUUAGCUACUUUGUGUGUGUGUGUAUGUCUGUAUGAGAUAAUGGCUCCUCGGGGCCCAUAUCCCCAGCGUUCUCUGGAUCUGUCACCCAAUCACUCUAUUUAUUUAACAUAUUUAUUUAUGAUGUGUCUUCGUGAUGAUGCAGGUUUCAAGCUGAGCAGCAAUUCCAGUUGGUGGAAGGUGCAGUCCUACUGGCUUUCUGUUAGUGUUGGGGAAAUUUGCUCAGUGCACAAUGUUUCUAAAAGACAAUGCUUGCUUUUUCUUCAUUCCAUGUAUGUUUUAGACUCAGAAGAGAAAAAUGAUUAGAGGGCAAUGAGAACCAUCUAUAUUUAGCUCCAAUGGCAGUUCUGUCUGUUUCUUCUGGACUGUGGAAAUCAUAGUCAACUUUGAUGUGUAUACUAUGCAGUGAGGAUGAUGAGCAAAGUAGGCGAGUCUCAGGGGCAGGAUCUUGAUCUCACCAAAAUCUAUGGAUUUCCUUUUGCUUUUGCAAUAAGGGCACAGGUCUCAUUUCAUCUUCUGUUCAAAUCUUCUUCAUCUACUCUCCACGCACAGAUAUUGCAGAGAAAUAGCCUGGGCAUCAAUCAUGCAAGCAGAACUAUGAGAGGGCUAAUUAAAGCAUCUUUGUGACUUUGGGAAACAUUCUCUGCACCUGGUUGAGAAAAAAGACAAGACAGCUUUAAGCAGCUAAUAAUUAAAAAAAAACACUUGAUCAACUUACUGAGACAAGGAGUCACUUGUACUUUAAUUGGGAACAACAUUUUUAUACUUGAAAACAAACUGUAUGUAAAGUGGGGAAGGGAAGCCAAAUUCCCAGUUAUUUUAACAGAGCACAGGAAGUAAUAUAAUCUUAUCCAGAAGUAUGUUCCAAUUCACGAAGUCCUUUCAGUGGCAAUUGCAGGUUUAAUUGAGGAGGUAGCCUUGUAGUGACAAGAAUUUUCUGGAUCUAAACAGACCAAGAAUAAAUAUGGGGGGGGGGAAUAGUCUUUAUAUCCAGCAUCUCUCUCUGCCCAAGUUAUCUUUUGCACUUUGACUUAUACUUAGAAGAAUGGCUGUUGGUAACCUUAGCUACCAUGCUUCCUGAUAUUGACAUUUUGGAUAAACCCAAAGUUACUCAAAUCCAAUCACAUAAGCCAUCACGAACUGCAGAAACCAUAAGAAGUUUAGAAAGCCUAAUUUGACUGGCUUUAAUAGGAACAGAAAGAGAAGGAAGUUUUGAGAUUGAUGAAUGAUCCUGAAUGUUCUGUCCAAUUCUGGCAGUAAUUUGUGUUACAAAAAGAUACUUACCUUUCUGUGCUCCGGGUUUUGAGCACUGAAAUGCCUGAAGGAAGGAUAAGGAAACAUCUGGCAUCAAAAGAGCUACAACACAGAGGUGGGCAAAUCCAAGAGUGUCAAUCUAUGACAGAUUAUAUACUGAGGCAUGUAACAUUUGGGAUUUCUGAAAAAGUGAUUUUCCCAAAUCAUACUUUUUGUUCUCCUUUGUACAUACCUUGCUUUGUCCU
Molecule: messenger RNA, 4666 nt
Organism: Thamnophis elegans (Western terrestrial garter snake)
Lineage: Eukaryota; Metazoa; Chordata; Lepidosauria; Squamata; Natricidae
Gene: KIF3C
Product: kinesin family member 3C
Exons: 8
Coding region: 763-3051 (762 amino acids)
Biological process (GO): microtubule-based movement
Molecular function (GO): microtubule binding; microtubule motor activity; ATP binding
Source: RefSeq, a predicted model, not a curated record